This is a messenger RNA of Leptomonas pyrrhocoris, 503 nucleotides long. RefSeq lists its product as hypothetical. The transcript has a single exon. NCBI's taxonomy places the organism in Eukaryota, Euglenozoa, Kinetoplastea, Trypanosomatida, Trypanosomatidae. The record is from RefSeq and is a predicted model, not a curated record. The coding region runs from base 147 to 503 and encodes 118 amino acids.
GAGCAUCUCUCAAUUCACUUGAACGUGAUUCUUAGCGCGCACACAGUUGCAUCCUUAUUUCCAUCCUUCGUUUGAUUCGCAAGAUAUAUCGUUCUAACUGGUUGAGUUUCUCCCUCUGUUGCUCCUCUUAUCUUUCUCUUUGUAUCAUGUAUCUCGCUGUCUUCAAGGAGUUCGCCCACCCCGAGGUGCUCGAGAAGGUGAAGGCGGAGGGCAUCUGCGAGGUGGACGUGGCGCCCGAGCCGAACAAGCGGGCAACGAGCGAGGAGGACCAGCUGGUGGUGCGCACCAAUGCGAAGCUGAUCACGGUGCAGCACCGCAUCAGCGCCAUGCGCGACGUCUUCGACAAUAUGACCGAGACGGAGCUGAGCAGCAUUGAAGAGGAGGUAGACAAAAAGGUGGCGCAGUUAGUGGCUUUGGGCUUCACGGUGGUGGAGCGGCACCCCAAGACGUCGGCCGGCCACCCCAUGCUGGACCGCGUCAUCUUGUCGUACCCUGCCGAGUAA